CGCACUAGUACACGCGGCCGCUAAAUCUCGGUGGCCACUCUCAGCUUUCUCUCUGCUUUAAUUGAAAAAUUGAACAUUGCAUAUCAAAGUAUUUAAAUAAUAAUAAUAAUUGCUUAGAAAAGUGAAAACUGCGUUUUUAUUUUAUCUGUGGUUGAAUAAUUAUGAAUGACAACACAUUUCUCGAUAUUGAUGACUCUAUCAAAAUUAGAAAUUUAUUACUACCAGAUAGAAAUAGAGAUAGAGAUGCUUUAAAUCAGCAGAUGGACGAGUUAAUGAAACAAUUUGAUUCAAAACCAUCUAUCCUUGUGCAACCUACUCCUGGUAUUUGUAUAAAAACUAGAACAACUGAUGGAAAAAAGAUUUUUGUGAACAUAUGUGUGUCUGAUAAAAUUCCACCACCAGAAGAUAUACCUGAUGCUAAAUUAUUUGAAUUUUUAAAUGAUGAAGUAGUUACUUAUACUAUACCGAUGAGCAUUUGUGCUGAAAGAAUGGAAGCUGAUAAAUCUGGUACACUCAGUGCAACAUACGAUGUCAUGAUAAAUAAAGCAUAUUAAAAGUGUCAAGAGAAAAAACAUUUUAUGACAUUUACAAUAUUAGUUAUACUAAAUGCAGUGUCAGAUAAAUAUGACAAAAAAUUUGAUAUGGAAAAUUAUGUUAUUCUUAAAAAUCGAACAGUGAUGGGGAAAUUGCAACAGCAUAGAAUAGAAAAUCGUGAGCUUAAAAAGACAAAAGAUCACAAAUUACUAAUCGAAGAAAUUUCUGAUUCUGUAACACCUACCAGUAACACAACUUGUGUACAAAAAAACAAUACUGCACAAAUGGAUUAUGUAAUUUUAAAAGAACCAUUAAAAGGUCCAGCUGAGCAUUUAAUAAUUUUAUUUCACUUGUCAAAAAGUGUUUCAGUUGAGGAUGUAAUAGUAUUAAUUAAUUUUGAUCGCAUAAAUGUCACAGAUAAGAAAGCUAGUUAUGAUAUUUUACUUCCAUAUACACUUGAAACAAAUAAUGCAAAAGCCUUUUUGGAUUAUAGUCUUAUGAUAUUACGAAUAGAUAUAUUUAUAAAACAAAAAUAAAAAGUUUAUACACUA
This is a messenger RNA of Nylanderia fulva, 1085 nucleotides long. RefSeq names its product PIH1 domain containing 1 (gene PIH1D1). Lineage: Eukaryota; Metazoa; Arthropoda; Insecta; Hymenoptera; Formicidae. The record is from RefSeq and is a predicted model, not a curated record. Gene Ontology annotation, cellular component: R2TP complex; ribonucleoprotein complex; cytoplasm. Gene Ontology annotation, biological process: rRNA processing; box C/D snoRNP assembly.